Messenger RNA from Orbilia oligospora ATCC 24927, 1620 nucleotides. RefSeq lists its product as uncharacterized. The record is from RefSeq and is a predicted model, not a curated record. The transcript has 3 exons. Bases 1 to 1620 code for a protein of 539 amino acids. Lineage: Eukaryota; Fungi; Ascomycota; Orbiliomycetes; Orbiliales; Orbiliaceae.
AUGAGGUUCACCGCUAGAUUAAGUACUUUAUAUCUUAUCCUUCUCUCUUCUCGCUCAUCCGCAACAGAGGAGACGCAGUUCGAACAGCGCUGUUCAGACCUCACGGAUAGCUUCAAUGCCGUCGAUACAGAUAUUCUCCUCGCAGAGUAUGUCGCGCAGGGGACAAACAUAACCUUUCCUGAACCUGUCGCGAACCGGUGUCUAAAAUUCGCUAUAUCGUUGGCAGAUAUGUGUCGUCUUAGACUCAAUGUAACUACUAGCAGUACAUCUAGUGUCAUUGUUGAAGUUUUUAUGCCCACAAAUUGGGAGUCGAAAGGGGAGAGGUUUUUGAUGACGGGGAAUGGCGGGUUAGGCGGGUGCAUCCAAUAUAACGACAUGACAUACGGAACAUCUCUCGGCUUCGCAGUCGUUGGUCAUAAUAACGGACACGCUGGUGAUACAGGGCUCCCCUUCUUCAACCGCCCCGAAGUAGUCAAAGACUACGCAUGGAGGGCCCUUCACACCGCCGGGAAGAUCGGUAAAAGCGCUGUGAGCCAUUUUUACUCAUCGUUGAUCAAUAAAUCCUAUUAUAUCGGGUGUUCAUCAGGUGGACGCCAGGGUUUAAAAGCCGCCCAGGAGUUUCCUGACGAGUAUGACGGUAUCGUGUCUGCUGCGCCUGCAGUGAAUUUCCAUGCUGUUGUCGCUGCUGGUAGUAAUAUGUUUAAGAUUACUGGUCCACCUGGUUCGGCUACGCAUUUGAAUCGAGAUCAGUGGAUUGCGGUUCAUCAGAUGGUGGUUGGCCAAUGUGAUGGGAUUGAUGGGGUUUUGGAUAAUGUUAUCGAAGAUCCUAUGAAGUGUCAACCUAGACCUGAGGAGUUACUGUGUGGACCUGGUCAGACGUGGACUUCUCAUCAGUGUCUCACCGCUGCCCAGGUUUUGACGGUUAGAAAGAUUUAUUCACCGGUUUAUGGGAACGAUGGGAAGUUCAUAAGCCCGAGGUUGAAUCCUAUUACGAAGGAGUUUGUGGGUUAUCUUUUCAUGUAUGGCGGUGUGCCGGGUUAUAUCGGUGAUGAGUGGUAUAAGUAUGCACUCUAUAACGACCCAACCUGGUCUAUCCAGAACGAUUUCAACUGGGACGUCGUCGACCACGACUUCCAACAAGACCUCUUCGGUGUCGGAACCGAGAAAACAGAUCUCACCGACGCUAAAAACAAUAACACUCGUAUCCUCAUGUACCACGGCCUAGCAGACUGUAUGAUAACUUCCGAAAACAGUUAUGAUUACUACGAAGGCGUGUCUAGGGAUAUGGGUCUGCCUUCCUCUCAACUAGAUGAUUUUUAUAGAUUUUUCCCGGUAGCUGGACUAGAUCAUUGUACAUCCGGAGAUGGGGCUUGGUUUGUUGGAGGGUCGAAUCAGUAUACUACCGCGGGCGCUUUGAACAUUGAUCCUGCGGAUAGUGUGUUAAUGACAAUGGUGAAAUGGGUCGAGCAGGGUAUCGCGCCAGAUACGUUGACGGGACGGAAGUUGGUUGGCGGCGUUGUUACAGGCGAGAAAGCGCACUGUAGACAUCCGUUAAAAACGACAUAUAAGGGCGUGGGUGAUCCAAAUCUUGCAUCAAGUUGGGAGUGUAGGACCGCUUGA